Molecule: messenger RNA, 1421 nt
Organism: Monomorium pharaonis (pharaoh ant)
Lineage: Eukaryota; Metazoa; Arthropoda; Insecta; Hymenoptera; Formicidae
Exons: 2
Coding region: 900-1307 (135 amino acids)
Source: RefSeq, a predicted model, not a curated record
GAAUCUGCCCGUGCAGAGGCUAAUAAUAUUGUAGAGAGAGAAUUAUUAAAUAUGAUUAAAAAGAAAAAUUUGAUCCCAAGUGCCUUAUCUAACAAAGAAGAAAGAAACGUAAGCAAUAUCUGUGAUGAUAAAAAUGAUCAUCCAAUAGAGCAGGAAGGACAUAUUAUUCAACUGAGCUCUUAUCCUUCCGACACGUAUAAGACUUCUGUAAGCUCAAAGUUUUUUUCUAAUUUUCAAUAAAAGAAGAAUUUAUUUAAUUCGUUUUGCUGGCAUUUUAAUAUUUAAUAUCUUUUAUUCUUUUUAUCAUAUGUAAUAUUUAUUUCCUAUUUGUCUAUUUCUUUAUAUCUCUAUUUCAGGACACAGAAAAUAACAGUAAUAAAGAAGAUAACAAUACUUCCACUGAUGAAUCAAGUAGCGAUGAACAUAAUAAGGACAAUAACAGUAAUAAAAUUUUAGAAUCUAUAAAACUUAAAAAAGUAUGUAAAUUAAGAACAUUAAAUUUAUUUUCUUUAUAUUUCCAUUAUAUUAAAUUUUGAAAUAUUUAUGUUUUGCAGUUGACUUCGUAAUUGGCCACUAAAUUUGAUAUUCAAACUUUAGAAAAAUUACUUUCCUUGGAUCAAAAGCUGCUUUCGAUACAGCAUAACUCUGAGAACGAAAUAAUUACUCAUAAUCAGACUGAGAGUGAUAAUGAUUUUAAGAUAUUAAGAUCCGAAUUUCAAAGCAAACAUCUGGAUUUCACUCAAAUGUCUGGAUCACAAAAUGAGAUUAAAACAUCUAACCUUCAAUCCUCGAAGUUAGAACCCACUGAUAGAAUUUAAUUAACAACAGAUACGCAGAUUGUUAAAUCUGAUUGUGCGAACAAUAUAUUUCCUAAAAUAAAAAUUUUUGGCUUGAAUAAUAUGUUCAGUGGAGAUAUGUUUCUUGUCAAAGAUCCUAUGUUAGGAAUUACUUUAAAUGAAGCCAAAUCGUUAUAUUGUUUACAAGACAAAUAUACUCAAGCAGAAAAUGCUACGUCUGCUACAAUGGCUGAUCGCAGACUCUUAGAUGGAGUUUUUACUCCUAAAGCUCUAUCUAUAUGCUCCUUAUCAGGGAUGCCAUCUAGGGGUAAAGGAAAAUUAGCAUACGCUAACAAAUCCUUGAUCAAACCAUACCUCUGCCCCAAGGCAGUCACCGCUAUCAUAGGUCAGUUAAAAAUUCUUGAUAUCUUUUCUUUGAUUUCAAUGGGGAACAAAUAUAUGUCACAGUUCAAAUAUAUGUAUAUGAUGCCAUUUUUCUUUCAGAUAAAGCUUUGCAACUCCAGAACAUAAAACACUGGCGCCCAAAGAAGGAUUCAAGUCACAUUAAACAGGCGAUGUCUGUAAGACUCAAUGAAGUAACCAAUCAAUAUACUAAGGAAAAUCAUUAAAACAAUCGAAUUCUUU